AUGCAGAUUACUUCCCUUCUUGCUGCCCUACUGUUGGCUGCUCCAGCAAUCGUCGUAGCUGCACCUGUGGCCAACGACAAUGCUGUCAGUGCCGUCGCUGAUGUCUUCGCUCGCGACAAUCCCACCUGCAACCCCGUGUUCUCCAAGGACGCCAAGGUGAAGGAGGAACAGGAAAAGCAAUUGCAAAAAAUGAAGGACCUGACCAAGGAGUACCAUGCUGCUGAGAAGAAAUGCCCUAGUAACGCAAUUACCACUUUCACCAAGAAGGGAGGAGACAAGAAUGCUAAGGAAGUACUUAAGAAGAAGUGUAUUGCUGGAUACACCGAGUGCGCACUAAAACGUCAGGAGGCUAACAAGGCGUGUGUUGCUGCUGGCGGACAGAGUGAUGAAGGUCAUAAGCAAGCUGUCCAAUUCUGCAAGGCUAAGGCUAGUGAGUGGCGUGCAAGGAAGAUUGUCUGA
This is a messenger RNA of Bipolaris oryzae ATCC 44560, 459 nucleotides long. RefSeq lists its product as uncharacterized. The record is from RefSeq and is a predicted model, not a curated record. The coding region runs from base 1 to 459 and encodes 152 amino acids. NCBI's taxonomy places the organism in Eukaryota, Fungi, Ascomycota, Dothideomycetes, Pleosporales, Pleosporaceae. The transcript has 2 exons.